UAAAAAAACAUGCAAGUUUGUUAAAGGAAUUUCUAACCUAACUUUUUUAGCAAGUCGUUUCGUGUUAAAAUAAACUACAAUACAACACCAAGUUCUAAAUACUUUAAAUAAGUAUUGUCUUUGUGAAGAACUUCCUGUGAUGUCGAUCUGAUUUUUUAAAUAAAUUCUCAAAUAUCUAACUUUACGAUGGACGGACUCGUACUCUUACAAGAAAAGUUGGAGGAAGUAAUUCUCCUAAUAAAAAGUUUUCGGCCGGAAGAUUUAGUGAAAGCUGGGCGAGUUUGGAAUACUUUCUCUCUCCAAUUUCAGUCAAUUAUUAACCUCGAUGUGGAUGACACUAUAACCAACCAAUCAUUAAGUACGAGGAAAUACUCUAGUCCAGUUAAACCAAAGUUGAACUUAUCAAAGAAGCAAGUAAUAAUUGCCACUAAAAGCAGUGUACAUCAGAACGAAAACUUCAUAUCUACCUCUGAAAAUGUUCCGGACAGUAGCGAAUCACAACUUACGACGCUAGAAUCUAGCAAAAAUGACAAAUUAUUUGAAAAUCUUUCAACAAAUGACCAAAAUUCCUCUAAAUCCAACACAAGCCCAAGUUUUAUACUGGACGAAGUGCAAACCUCUUCAAUUCUUGAGGGUGAAGGUCAACAGCAACAUGAAAAUGAUGUAAGAGCACAAAACUCGUCGGAAGUGGAGGAGAAAGUGUCGGAGAAAGUGGCAACGGGUCGAUUCAAGGGCAAACAAUUUAUUUGUGAUGAAUGCGGGGUGGCUUUUUCUACGAGGGGAAACUUCAAUGUUCAUUUACGGAAACAUACCAGUGAGCGACCGUUUCCUUGUACAAAAUGCAGUAAAAGAUUUAAUACUUCGUCUAAUCUUCGACGACACUUGCUAUCUUACCACCAAGGAGUGAAACCUUAUCAUUGCGCAAUUCCUAAUUGUGAUGCGAGAUUCACCGAGAGAAAAAGUUUAGUCAUUCAUGUUCGUCGUCAUACUGGUGAAAAGCCGUUCGAGUGUAACGUUUGUGGAAAAAGUUAUAUGAAACGAUGGGUAUUAUCACAACAUUUAAAAACGCAUCAAGGGGAUCAAGGAAAGUCGCAUUUGUGUCAUCAGUGUGGAAAAUCUUUCACACAAAAGUCGCAACUAAAACUACAUGAAAAACGACACUCUGGUGUUAAAAGUAACGUUUGUUCUUAUUGUGAAAGCGGUUUUACCACCAAAAGCGAUUUACUUCGUCACGAGAAAACUCACAGUGGCAAAAAGGCCUUCGUGUGUCUUCGUGACCAGUGUGGAAAACCCUUUGCAAGAUCUCACAGAUUGAAAGAUCACUUAUUGAAACACGAGCAAGAACAAACGGCGGAAAUGCAAGAUGCUGGUGAAUCAAUCAAAAUUUAAGUUCAAUUAUCGUUUUUUUAUUAAUCCGUGAUAAUUUUUUGAAACAAUAAAAUUCUCAAAAUUAAUAUCCA
Messenger RNA from Folsomia candida, 1460 nucleotides. RefSeq names its product zinc finger protein 501. Bases 187 to 1389 code for a protein of 400 amino acids. The transcript has 8 exons. The record is from RefSeq and is a predicted model, not a curated record. Lineage: Eukaryota; Metazoa; Arthropoda; Collembola; Entomobryomorpha; Isotomidae.